AUGGCCGACCUCGCUACAGUCGCCAAGCAAUUCACAGAUUUCUAUUAUAACACCUUUGACACCAACCGCCCCGCAUUGGCUUCUCUCUAUCGUCCAGAGUCUAUGUUGACCUGGGAGAACAACCAGAUUCUGGGUGUUACUAAUAUUGUUGAAAAGCUUGUCUCUUUGCCCUUUGAAAAGGUGGCUCAUAAGGUCGAGACAUGCGAUGCUCAGCCCUCCAAUCCGGCUGUUUCUAGUAUUAUAGUACUCGUUACGGGGCUUUUGCGGGUUGACGAUGGCGAACAGCCUCUGCCAUUCACUCAGACCUUCCAGCUGAUCCCCGAUGCCGGUACUUAUUAUGUAUACAACGACAUCUUCCGUCUCAAUCUCGGCGGCUAG
Molecule: messenger RNA, 378 nt
Organism: Desarmillaria tabescens
Lineage: Eukaryota; Fungi; Basidiomycota; Agaricomycetes; Agaricales; Physalacriaceae
Product: nuclear transport factor 2
Exons: 5
Coding region: 1-378 (125 amino acids)
Biological process (GO): protein import into nucleus
Cellular component (GO): nuclear pore central transport channel
Molecular function (GO): nuclear import signal receptor activity
Source: RefSeq, a predicted model, not a curated record